AUUACGAGUAAGGCAUCACAGACUGUACAAUGAGGCGCCAUUCUUGUAUAACAAGGAAGCACGUAUGCAAGGCGCAUCGACUUAAUUAUAUUCCUGUAAAACUCAAUCUAUCUUCUGACAGAGACAGAGGCAACUUAAGGACAGUAGAAUGAUCUAGAUGCAGUUUUAGAUUUUAAUAUUUAUGAAGUUGCUCUUAUUUAUGAAGUGCGGGAUGAGGAUGACAAGCACUAUUUAUGAAGCCCUUUGCAAAGCCCUACGUUGGUCUUAUUUAGGAAGCUGGAAGAAGGUCCAAAAGCA
Molecule: messenger RNA, 297 nt
Organism: Amoebophrya sp. A25
Lineage: Eukaryota; Dinophyceae; Syndiniales; Amoebophryaceae
Source: the annotation of a GenBank genome assembly